AUGGCGGCGUUAUUGGCUGCUGAGCCCGUCUGCCCCCAGCGCCUGCCUGCUGAUGACAUGCUCGCCGCGAAGGAGGACAGUGAUGUCGAGGAUGAUGUGGAGGGCCGGCAUCAAUUCUCCGCCGAGGAGACCUUGAUCAUCUUCGACUGGGAUGACACGGUGAUGCCUUCCUCGUGGGUUAUGGAGGAGGGGCUCAGCCUUGAGGGCGAGGAUUUCACGCCAGAGCAACAGGCGAAGCUCUCCGAGCUGGCGAGGCUCGCGACACAGACGCUGACUCUGGCCAUGCGCCUGGGCACCGUGUUACUCGUCACCAAUGCGGAGCAUGGGUGG
Molecule: messenger RNA, 330 nt
Organism: Symbiodinium necroappetens
Lineage: Eukaryota; Dinophyceae; Suessiales; Symbiodiniaceae
Source: the annotation of a GenBank genome assembly